Kwoniella mangroviensis CBS 8507 is the source of this 411-nucleotide messenger RNA. RefSeq lists its product as uncharacterized. Bases 1 to 411 code for a protein of 136 amino acids. NCBI's taxonomy places the organism in Eukaryota, Fungi, Basidiomycota, Tremellomycetes, Tremellales, Cryptococcaceae. The record is from RefSeq and is a predicted model, not a curated record. The transcript is spliced from 3 exons.
AUGGGUGUCUGGGUCAACAUCAGAGGUAAUCCUGCAUGGGCAUGUAGGGAGCCAACGUGUGAAUCUCAACAGCCAUAUACGAAUGGGAAAUUCACUGCGACCUGUGCUACCCAUCCACGGGGACUGGUCGUUCGAGCCCAGUAUCCCAACCAACCACUUGAUUGGUAUUGCGCCUCCGGAUGUGGAUCCACCACUGGAAAUUCACAGCCCCGAUACGACCCUUCAGGCCAUGUCAGUGCCCUUCGCUAUGCACCGAGCACCCGUGUGCCCGGAUCAGUCAGUGAAUAUUCUGUGGAGUAUCCUCAUCAACAACAGGGUCCUUCUGCAGGAAAUGAUGGUUACGAUGUCACUUUCUAUAGUGGAUACGGAAACAACCCUUAUGCCAGUUACCAAGGACAGGGUGGUCGAUAG